AUGAAGUCUCUCCUCGUCUUAUCAUGCCUGUCGUUGUCGACGCUGGCUUUGCCCGCGUAUGCGCCUUAUCAGGCAUACGGAGGGCAAGCCGGGUAUUAUCACGGACCGCCGGCCCCGCUGGCUCACGAUGGUCGAGUGGUCGAUACGCCGGAAGUGGCGCACGCUAAACAAGCUCAUCUGGCGGCGCACGCCGCGGAGGCUGCCAAAGCGGCGCAUUACGGUGGAUACGAUGCAGGAUAUUCUGCGGACGGGAAUCACGGAAAUUACGUAGAAUACCACAGCGCGUAUCAUGGACCGCCGGCGCCGCUCGGUCACGAUGGACGAGUAGUGGAUACGCCGGAAGUGGCUCACGCCAAGGCCGCGCAUUUAGCCGCUCACGCCGCGGAGGCCUCCAAGGUCGCUCAUCUGUCACAUUACGAUCCUUACUCGCACGCCAAGUGGUGA
Molecule: messenger RNA, 444 nt
Organism: Linepithema humile (Argentine ant)
Lineage: Eukaryota; Metazoa; Arthropoda; Insecta; Hymenoptera; Formicidae
Gene: Cpr92F
Product: cuticle protein 2-like
Source: RefSeq, a predicted model, not a curated record